Messenger RNA from Lachancea mirantina, 528 nucleotides. The record is from the annotation of a GenBank genome assembly. Lineage: Eukaryota; Fungi; Ascomycota; Saccharomycetes; Saccharomycetales; Saccharomycetaceae.
AUGCUGAAUACUACCCCAAUCAAUAUCGACAAAUGGUUGCAGGAAAAUGGACACCUGCUUCAGCCUCCGGUCAACAAUUUCUGUCUGCACCGGGGCGGUUUUACCGUUAUGAUUGUAGGCGGGCCCAACGAGCGCACCGAUUAUCAUGUGAACCCUACGCCGGAGUGGUUUCAUCAAAAAAGGGGCCACAUGACCUUGAAAGUCGUGGACGAGUCCGAAGAAGGUCUCAGCCGGUUUAAAGACGUCACAAUCGGCGAAGGUGACUCUUACUUGCUGCCGGCAAACGUUCCACACAACCCUGUCCGCUACGCAGACACGGUAGGCAUUGUCGUCGAGCAGGACAGACCCGACGGUCAACACGAUAAAAUGAGAUGGUACUGUUCAAAAUGUCGGGAGAUAGUAUGCGAGUUUCAUUUCCAGAUGCUGGACCUGGGUUCCCAGGUCCGCGAGGGCAUCGAGACGUUCAACAGCGAUAUCAAGCACAGAAUCUGCAAAAACUGCGGAACAGAGAAUUUUUCCAGGCCAUGA